This is a messenger RNA of Ficedula albicollis (Collared flycatcher), 405 nucleotides long. Its product is annotated as TAR DNA-binding protein 43-like. Gene Ontology annotation, molecular function: RNA binding. NCBI's taxonomy places the organism in Eukaryota, Metazoa, Chordata, Aves, Passeriformes, Muscicapidae. Gene Ontology annotation, biological process: regulation of gene expression. The transcript is spliced from 3 exons. The coding region runs from base 34 to 405 and encodes 123 amino acids. The record is from RefSeq and is a predicted model, not a curated record. Gene Ontology annotation, cellular component: nucleoplasm.
CGUACUUUUUUAUAUUCAGAUAAUAAGAGAAAAAUGGAUGAAACCGAUGCAUCAUCAGCAGUGAAAGUGAAACGAGCAGUACAGAAGACUUCAGAUUUAAUAGUGUUGGGUCUUCCCUGGAAAACCACUGAACAAGACUUAAAGGAAUAUUUCAGUACCUUUGGAGAAGUUCUGAUGGUGCAGGUUAAGAAAGAUAUUAAAACAGGCCACUCAAAAGGUUUUGGGUUUGUUCGGUUCACGGAUUACGAAACCCAAGUGAAAGUAAUGUCUCAGCGGCACAUGAUCGAUGGAAGAUGGUGUGACUGUAAACUUCCCAACUCUAAGCAAAGUCCUGAUGAGCCUUUGUGCAGCAGGAAGGUGUUUGUUGGAUGCUGCACCGAGGACAUGACGGCAGAUGAACUUUGA